CUUCACCCCACUACAAAUCUAUUAUUGCAUCGCUCUAUCUCACAUUCUAUCACAAUACCUUCACAAUGGGUCUCAAACGCAAGCGAUCAAUGGACGACUCACCCGUCUCAACAUCCAGCUUCGCAGCCUCGACCCCCGAAGCCCAGAGCCCAACGCCAAUACCGCACCAAUUCGACGGCGCCAUGGAUCUGGAUAUAUCAUCGCAUUUCAGCCUUGGGCGGUGGUGGGAAUCGCGGCCUGGGCGGCUGUCGUCCUCGGACGUGGGGAGUCGGACGCGUAAGAGGUUCCGCGACAAUCGGCCAGAUGAGCGCGUAAUACACGAAAACACUAUCAACAAACUCUUCUCCGCCCAGCGCAACUAUCCACAUGCCCAGCCUAUCCUCUCCGACUCCGCCCAACUAGCUCCUCAGCACGCGCCAGCCGUCCAGAAAUCAACUCUCCAUGCCUUCUGGAAGCUACCUGCUCCGCCUGUGCAGUCCCAUACCAUUCAGAUUCGACACCACCAGGUGGCUCCACAGACUUGGGAUCCUCCGCGUUGCGACGACUGUGAUGGGGUGCUCCAAAGUGAGACCAACGAGAUGGAAAUCGACAUGGAGCUGGAUGAAUGCGGCUCAAGCAACACAUUCGCAUGUCGAGAUUGCGGGAAGAAUGUCUGUGGCAUGUGUGCAGUUGUGUCCAACACGCGACAUUGUCUACAGUGUGCAACCACAAGCCGAAACUCCGGGCGGUGGUGGUGAUUCCCCUGAGCGCGGCCACGAGGCCGUGGUUUCGCCCAUGGUGCUUACUGUGAAGAUCGAUAACUUGAGAUUGGAAUAUCCCUUUCGGGAGCUUUUGUGCGAGUUAAAUGGGUCGAAUGUAAGGUGUUCGGUGUUUCGGGUCGCUCCUGUAUUUAACGAUAUCCAACGGCUUUGGAUUGUGCAGGCGCUGGAUUCCAUACGAGUGAUACGGCAUCCCGAGGGAAGGAACAUACACUUUGAAUUAAAC
Lindgomyces ingoldianus is the source of this 984-nucleotide messenger RNA. RefSeq lists its product as uncharacterized. The transcript is spliced from 2 exons. The record is from RefSeq and is a predicted model, not a curated record. Bases 66 to 737 code for a protein of 223 amino acids. NCBI's taxonomy places the organism in Eukaryota, Fungi, Ascomycota, Dothideomycetes, Pleosporales, Lindgomycetaceae.